Molecule: messenger RNA, 703 nt
Organism: Salvia miltiorrhiza (redroot sage)
Lineage: Eukaryota; Viridiplantae; Streptophyta; Magnoliopsida; Lamiales; Lamiaceae
Product: leucine-rich repeat extensin-like protein 3
Exons: 1
Coding region: 121-540 (139 amino acids)
Source: RefSeq, a predicted model, not a curated record
UAAGGUACCUAGAGGUAGGAGCCCCCCCACCCCACCCCAACUUGUAAUCAUUUUAACUUAGUCUUCACACUCCCACCUAUUUCAUAUCUUCCCUUUUCUUCUCAAAACACCUCUAAAACCAUGGCCUCAUCAAACCUUCUCAACAUACUCUCAACUCUCUUAUUUUUGUCCACGAUUCUUGAUUUUCUGCCGACAGCGACGCCGCAGGAGUGCCCGUAUCCGUGUUAUCCACCGCCAAUAGGCCCCGGAAACGGCCCGCCAGCCACCACAACCCCACCGGCAUCCACCACUCCUCCGGCGGCUCUCUCUCCUCCAGCUAAUUCCUUCACUACUCCUCCGGCGGGUUACAUCCCAUUUACUCCGCCGUCGCCUUACUUUUCCGGAGCGGUGCCGCCGCCGCCGGAGCCGAUUCUGCCUUGGUUCCCAUUUUACUACAGAAAGCCACCACAUCAAGAUCAAUCCUCAUCGUCACCGCCAGCCACAGGGUCAACGAACCUUGUCUUAUUCAUUUUUCCUCUUCUUCUUGUUUGCCACUAUUAAACUCAUGUUUUCUCCAUCAUCCUUUUCAUGUUGCUCAUGUAUGAUGUAUUAGCCCAGGAUCGUUCAUAUAUGUAUGAGAUGAGACCACAAAUAUAGCUUCUUUUUCAUUUGUGUUAAUAUAUUGAUAAUCAAAUUUAAUGGAACAGCUAAUCUUAUAAUCUCA